AACUUAGGUUGGUAGAUGGAUCAAAUGAGGAGGCUAGUGCUAUGUUGAAUAAUGCUCGUUCUUUACUUCAGAAUCCUCUUUUUGAAUCUUGAAAGCAUCAAAGUCACCCUUAGCUCUAAAUUCAUCAGCAUCAGAAGAAGGAAAAAAAUCCAUUGUUUUCAGAGGGAGGGAGAAACGAAAAACAGAAUGGAGAGUGCCUUUCUAUUCACCACUGCCAUACUCCUUGUGGGGUUCUUUUCCACAACCAUUCACGUAGCAUCUGCUGCCGUUUGGCUUCCAGCCCAUGCAACUUUCUACGGCGGAAGUGAUGCUUCCGGCACAAUGGGCGGAGCUUGUGGUUAUGGUAAUCUCAAUACGGAUGGUUACGGGAUACAAACAGCUGCACUCAGCACAGCUUUGUUUAACAAUGGCGAGUCAUGCGGAGGCUGCUAUCAGAUAGUCUGCGAUGCGGCCAAGGUACCGCAAUGGUGCCUCAAGGGCAAAUACAUUACCAUCACGGCCACCAACUUCUGUCCUCCGAACUAUGCACUCCCAAGUGACAAUGGUGGUUGGUGCAAUCCUCCCCGACCACACUUCGACAUGUCUCAACCUGCAUUCCAGACCAUCGCCAAAUACAAAGCUGGGAUCGUACCAAUCCUCUAUAGGAAGGUUGGAUGCAGGAGAAGUGGUGGCAUCAGAUUCACCAUCACAGGAAGGGACUAUUUUGAGUUAGUGCUCAUAUCAAAUGUUGGAGGUGCUGGAGAGAUUUCCAAGGUAUGGAUAAAGGGGUCCAAAACCAAUAAAUGGGAAACCAUGUCGAGAAACUGGGGUGCCAACUGGCAGAGCUUAAGCUAUCUAAACGGUCAGAGUUUAUCCUUCAGGGUCCAAGCCAGGAAUGGAAUGAUUCGAACUGCUCUUAAUUUGGUGCCUUCCAAUUGGCAAUUCGGCCAGUCCUUCAAAAGCAACGUUCAGUUUUAGAUCUUUCCUAUUGUUCAUGUAUUUUGUUUCGCCAUACCUUUUUUUUCUUCUUCCAAACUGUAUCAUACAAAGUGUAAUCAUUUGGGUUGUGGCUUAGCCUUUUGCAAUGAAGCCCAGCAAGUGAUUUACAACAUAUAUAAGCCAGGCCAACUAAAGGCAACUCUACUGCGUUGGCAUUGAUAGAUGCAACCAGUAUUGCAACUCGAUUCUUUAUUCCGCUUUAAUGGAAUGGUAGAACAAGUGCAAACUAUAGGCCAUGUAAUAAUAGGUGUACCAGGUUUUCCUGUAAUAAUGUUUGUUUAAGGAA
Theobroma cacao (cacao) is the source of this 1264-nucleotide messenger RNA. It is a transcript of the gene EXPA17, whose product is annotated as expansin A17. Gene Ontology annotation, cellular component: extracellular region. Gene Ontology annotation, biological process: plant-type cell wall organization. NCBI's taxonomy places the organism in Eukaryota, Viridiplantae, Streptophyta, Magnoliopsida, Malvales, Malvaceae. The record is from RefSeq and is a predicted model, not a curated record.